CAUCGAUAAUAACUCAUGUGCCGCAUGCACUUUUGCAUGUUAAACCAAUUGUUGAUACAAAUUUAAUUAGGCUUAGAAUUAAUUAUCUAAAUGGUGACCAACAGCCAGGAUGGCGAGACGCUGCCCGCAACAUCGUCGGUAACUGGGCUACCACAGAAGCGCUUCUAUCGCCAACGGGCGCACUCAAAUCCCAUAGCGGAUCACAGUUUUGAUUAUCCCGCCCGCCCAGAGGAUGUGAACUGGCGCUCACUGUACCCUAACAUUGGCGACGAGCAGCAAGUCGAAUUUGCUGACAUAGGCUGCGGUUACGGCGGCUUUCUAGUCACCCUGGGUGAAAUGUAUCCCGAUAAGUUGGCCAUUGGCAUGGAGAUACGAGUCAAAGUGUCCGACUAUGUAAUCGAUCGCAUUGCGGCGCUAAGGAUGAAAAAUGCCGAAACAACCGCAUACCAGAACAUUGCCUGCAUACGCACUAAUGCGAUGAAAUAUUUGCCAAACUAUUUCCAAAAGGGCCAACUCGAGAAGAUGUUCUUUUUGUAUCCCGAUCCGCAUUUCAAGCGCGCCAAACAUAAGUGGCGCAUCAUCAACCAGGCACUGCUCUCCGAAUACGCAUACGUUCUGCGGAGCGGGGGGCUGGUUUAUACGAUGACGGAUGUGGAGGAUCUUCACAAGUGGAUCGUCUCACACAUGACACAGCAUCCAUUGUAUGAACGACUCAGGGACGAGGAAGCUAAUGCCGAUCCUAUUACACCCAAGCUAUACCAGAGCAGUGAGGAGGGCGCCAAGGUGGUGCGCAAUAAGGGUGAUCAUUUCUUGGCUAUAUUCCGCCGCAUCUAGGCGCAGUUAUACAUAUUUAUUUGACAAAUAUAUAUUUAUAUAUAUUUUUUAACAUAAAUAAUUUAAGUGUGU
Messenger RNA from Drosophila montana, 906 nucleotides. RefSeq names its product tRNA (guanine-N(7)-)-methyltransferase. Lineage: Eukaryota; Metazoa; Arthropoda; Insecta; Diptera; Drosophilidae. The record is from RefSeq and is a predicted model, not a curated record. Gene Ontology annotation, cellular component: tRNA methyltransferase complex. Gene Ontology annotation, molecular function: tRNA (guanine(46)-N7)-methyltransferase activity. Bases 91 to 834 code for a protein of 247 amino acids. The transcript has 4 exons. Gene Ontology annotation, biological process: RNA (guanine-N7)-methylation; tRNA methylation.